This is a messenger RNA of Rhodamnia argentea, 2608 nucleotides long. RefSeq names its product protein kinase STUNTED. Bases 453 to 2516 code for a protein of 687 amino acids. The record is from RefSeq and is a predicted model, not a curated record. Gene Ontology annotation, molecular function: ATP binding; protein kinase activity. NCBI's taxonomy places the organism in Eukaryota, Viridiplantae, Streptophyta, Magnoliopsida, Myrtales, Myrtaceae. The transcript has 11 exons. Gene Ontology annotation, biological process: protein phosphorylation.
GACAUUGCCCGCUUUUUGCCUGGUAUAAAUUCCUUUUGCUUCGCCGGCACUUUCGUCCCCAAGAUUUGACCUCGGAAUUUCCCCCUUUCCUCUUCAAACGUUCAAACGAAAGCAGACAAGACCCGUUUGCUUGAACAAGCGAAAUUCUUCACGGCGGCCCUCAUUUUGCACGAUGGAUUCAGAUUGAUGUCACAUCCUCCUCUUCUGCUUUGAAUACGGUCUUUUUUAACUCGUUGACGAGCCCGGAAAUGGGUGGCGUUAGGUGGGCCGGUGCUGUGUUGGCGGCAAUCUCGCGAUUUUAAAAUGAACAUGGUGGGAUUGAGCCGCGGGUGGCUACAAAGUUUAGAGAAUCGAAUGAUAAGUGGUAGAGCUUGGAGAGUUGUUGGGCCAGGAUAAGUCUCUGGUGUUUUUGCAUAAAAAGACCGAGGGUGUGAGGUUAUUGCCAAGGAACGAUGACGGUCGACAGAGUUAAGGCCGUGGCGCAGAAGCAUGUGUUGGUCGGUGUUCAACUCGACGGCCACAGCAGAGAGCUACUGAGCUGGGCUCUGGUGAAAGUGGCUGAACCGGGAGAUAGAGUACUUGCUAUCCAUGUUUGUCGAGAUGAUGCUUCGCAAGAUGGGUCCAUGUUGGAUGACUACCUGGAGGUUUAUGAAGGUUUAUGCAAUGCAAAGAAGGUGAAUCUCUCAGGCCAGCUACUGCGAGGGACCUCGUUCAGGAAGGUCCUGGUGAGAGAGGCCAAGAAUUACGCUGCCGUGGCCCUACUUGUAGGGAUUGACAAGCAAGGUGCUCUCGGGGUACAUACUGGGACGGCCAAAUAUUGUGCCAAGCGGCUGCCAUCUUCGACCGAUGUGCUGGCCAUCCAUAACGGGAAAAUAGUCUUCAGGAAGUGCACUAAUAUUCGGCUUCCAGGACUCAGAGGAGAUCCUAGACCCAGUUUUUGUCAAACAGGAAGGGCCGACGCUCAAGAAACCUCCUCUGAAUUUGGUGAUUCUGAAGUUGAGUCCGAAAUUUCAACCAUGGAAAUGAUUCAGAGCUUCAGAGAGGAAUGGCGUUCGGGUUAUAAAGAUGUGAAGAACGGUGUUGCACACGAAAAUAGGAUAAUUCUCUCAAGAUCAGCUUCUGAACUUUCUGGAAGCCGCUUGGAGCAGAGACCUGGUUGGCCCUUGCUAAGGAGAGCUACUUCUGAUUCUCCACGGACUCUGAACGGAAGGAGUGUUUCUGUGGUUCAGUGGGUCAUGAGCCUGCCAGAUAGGUCUAUGUACCUGAAUUCUCUGCACCCAGAUACCAGAGAGAGCCCACCACAGAAAUAUCCUACCGAAACUGUGGAUAUAAGCCAUAAAAGUAGUUCACCAGCAGCAAGCAAGCUACUGAAACAGAUGGAGCUUUUGUUGAGAACGAAAUCGUCUGAUUGUGAAUUGUUUGAUUAUGAUGCUCUUAGAGACUCGACUUCGCAGUUCUCAUCAGAGCAUCUGAUUGGGAAAGGCGGCUCAAACUGUGUAUAUAAGGGUACUCUUCCAGAUGGAACGAUGAUGGCAGUAAAGGUUUUGAAGUCAUCGGUUGAAGCUAAUUUGAGAGAUUUUUUGCUGGAGAUGGACAUUAUCUCCUCGAUAAAGCAAAAAAACAUCACUCCCCUUCGUGGGAUCAGUGUCCAACGUAACAGUUUAAUAUCCGUUUAUAAUUUCCUUUUCCGCGGGAGCUUAGAGGAAAACCUACACGGUGAUGGAAGAAACAAACAUGCACUGUCAUGGCCUGUAAGGUAUAACAUUGCCUUGGGAGUUGCAGAAGCCCUAAAUUAUUUGCACAACGAAUGUGCUCAGCCUGUCAUUCAUAGAGAUGUCAAGACAUCAAACAUUCUUCUCACGAAUGAGUUUGAGCCGCAGUUGUCUGAUUUUGGGCUUGCUAUAUGGGGACCGCCAGGUUCGGCUUUUCUGACCAAAGUCGAUGUAGUUGGAACAUUCGGGUAUCUUGCUCCGGAAUACUUCAUGUACGGCAAAUUAAGUGAUAAGGUUGAUGUCUAUGCUUUUGGUGCGGUGUUACUCGAACUAUUAUCUGGAAGAAAACCAGUAAGUUCUGAUGCUCCCAAGGGACAAGAAAGUUUGGUCAUGUGGGCAAAGCCCAUCAUAGAGAGUGUGGAUGCAAGAAGCAUUCUGGACCCAGAUCUUGGUGGACAUGUCGACGAGGUUCAAGUGCAAAGAAUGGUUCUUGCAGCUAGACUUUGCAUCACACAGUCAGCUAGGCUUCGCCCUAACAUGAACCAGAUUCUGAAGAUCCUAAAUGGGGACGUUAAUGUUGACGAGUGGCUCGAUUCUAAAAGCGACCAUUGGGUGGAUUCAGAAAUUUCGGAUGACAACGACGAUGAAGUUUACCCGAAUUCAAGUGCCGAGUCACACCUGAGCCUCGCCUUGCUGGAUGUUUGUGAUGAUUCUACGUCAUUUAGCAGCACGGAACAGCGCAACAGCAUUUCAGUGGAAGAAUACAUGAAGAGAAGAUGGAGCCGAUCCUCGAGCUUCGAUUGACUUAUGAUGUACAUUGUUACUAGAGGGAAAGGAAAAUCCCUGGUGUAAGUAGUCUCAUAGACGUUCAUUAAAGCGAAAACCAAUUCUGGCAA